Molecule: messenger RNA, 3114 nt
Organism: Candida tropicalis MYA-3404
Lineage: Eukaryota; Fungi; Ascomycota; Pichiomycetes; Serinales; Debaryomycetaceae
Gene: SIZ1
Product: SUMO ligase
Exons: 1
Coding region: 1-3114 (1037 amino acids)
Biological process (GO): protein sumoylation
Molecular function (GO): SUMO ligase activity; zinc ion binding
Source: RefSeq, a predicted model, not a curated record
AUGGUGAGACUACCGUCAUAUACAGAAGAAGACAUUCAUAGAUGUCGAAUGGCUUUAAAACAGAUAAGAAUACAUGAACUAAGAGCUAUUUUAAGUUCACUUCGAAUAGGAAACAAAGGUAAUAAACAAGAAUUACUACAUAAUCUACUAAUAUAUUUUGAUCAAGGAGUUCAAAAGAAUGAUCAGAUAAGAUUGCAUGCCAUUGGACAUUUAGUAAUGUUACUGCAAAGGAAUCGAGAUUCAAAGAUUGUCAAUAAUCUUCCUGAUUUUAAAGAAGUUUAUGAUCGAAUGAAAAUAUCUGAUCCAACUAUAAUUAAUGAAUAUUUUGCAUUAUUAAAUACUGUUGGUAAGGGAUCAAAGCCAUCACGACCACCUCCUCCAGUACCUAGAUUAAUGUCAAGAUGUAUACCAGAGGAUUUUGAGCCUCAUCCAUUAAAGGGAAUUGCAGUAUCAUUCAAACAGAAUCCAUUUUAUAAAUUCAAAUAUGAAAUUCAUGUAUCACCACAACAAAUUCCUAAGGAUAAAAAUGAAAUUUCAUUUAUUUUAAAUAAAGAUGAAUUAAGAUAUCUUAGACAACCAGGUUAUAAGUUAUAUAUGGUAUCUCAUGUACCGGGAAGUUUAGGAAGAACAAAAUUCCAUAAUGUUGAAUUUGAUUAUCCUUUUAAAGUUCAAAUUUUUUUAAAUGAUCAACAAGUCCCUCAUUUAUCUGAUACUUUACCUGUUGAUCUUACGGACUACCUCCACAAAGAUUCAAAACUUAAUCAUAUUACUUUGGAAUAUAAUUCUGCAGAUGAUCCAAAUCUUUAUUUAAUACAUCUAUGUAUUGUCAAAAAGUAUUCAUAUAAAAAACUAUUAGCAGAAGUUAUCAACAAACCUCAAAUUCCAAAACAAAUCACAAUAAAGAAGCAUAAAGCAGGUUUGAGUGAUGGUAUAUUGUUAAGUACUAUUGCGUAUGAUUUGAAAGAUCCAUUAAGUGGUCAAAAAAUGAAAUAUCCUGCUCAAGGGAUGUAUUGUGAUCAUGUGACUUGUUUUGAUGCGGCUGAUUUUUUAAAAUAUAUAUCUGAAAAUGAAUUCAAACUACAAUGUUCAUGUUGUUUAAAACCAAUAGCAUUAGAAGAUUUACGACUUGUUGAAUAUUUUAAGGACAUUGUUGAUAAUACUCCAAAUAAUGUUGAGUCUGUUAAUGUUGAUUUAGAUGGAAAUUGGACAACAUCAGAUAAAGAAGUUAUCGAUGUGAGUGAUGAUGACACUACAAUGAAUAUAUCUUAUAAUAUCAAAAGAGAAAAUAGUGGGCUGAAAAAGCUUGUACAAAUCCAAGAGGAUGAACCCAGUGAAGUUGAAGACAUUAUGGUUGUUAUGGAUGGAGAAGUGGAAAAUGUAAAUAUAAGCGAAGACAAUGAAGAAGAUGAGGAAGAAGAUGAGGAAGAAGAAGAAGAAGACUAUCAAGAAGAUUAUGAGGAUGGAGAAGAUGACCGAGAGCCUAAUCAAGUUUUUAACACAAGGUCACGAGUUGAACAACAGCAACAUAAUAGUGAUGAUAAUAGUGAUGAUGAUAGUGAUGAAAUUGUUUCCAUUGAUGGGUUAGAGUUCGAUGAACAGUCGAUACAAGAAAGUGAGGAUAUUCAGCAGAACAAUGAAUCCAAUGAUGAUGCAAGUAGUGUCACAAGUGAAAUCACAAAUUUUCGGUCUAGUAAUAUAGUCAGUCCACAAAGUAGAACAAUGCAACAAAAUAUUGAUGGACAUGAGAGUGAUGAUAGUAACCUAAGUAAUGAGUUACCGGAGAGAGAUACUACGGGUCAUAAGAGAAAAGCAUCAGCUGAGCAUCCUUCACCGGAAAUUGUUGUUAUCAAUCUGGAUAACUCAGCUGCCGGUAGCCCUAUAGACAAGGCAAUAUCACAUUCACUUGAACCAGUCGAAAACCCAAUUUUGUCAAAUGAAUACGAUGAUUUGCAACCACCAGUAGAAAUCAGUACUCCUCGUGUUACCAAGCUGGUGGCGCAAUCUCCUUUAGAGAAUUCAACUGUUGGUGUGAAUGAUGACUAUAGAUCACCUUCGCAUUCACCAACAGUUGGUGAAAUUACAGAAGUUAAUGAAACUUUACCAUCUCCUGUACCUCCAAGGACAGCACGUCGCUCAACCUCAGCAGAAUUGAAUAACAGUAUCAAUGGCAAGACUAAAUUCCCAGUAUUAGAUUAUGAUCCCGAAGAAAUUAAACGUCUAAAGGAAGAGAAUUUACAAUUGCUUAAUGAAAUCAGAACUAGACGUCGGGAGAAUGAUAUUGAUAAGAAAGAAUUGGAAUUAGAAUACCGGAGAAAAGUGAGUGAUCUAGAAAGUGAACUUUUUCAAGUCAAGCUUCAACAGAAACAAAAGGAAAUUUUGGAAAAAGAAAAAGAGUUACAAAGACGUGAAGAAGAGUUAUUACAACGACAACAUCAGUUCCAAGAGGGGUUGGGAAGUCGAAAUGGUAUGCAUCAACAACAAAGUUUCUUACCACAAUAUUCUUCUGGGUACAAUUCACAGAUGAUACCGUAUACUUCUAGCACUGCUUUGGUUGUUCAACAACCAGCUGCAGCUACAAACGAUAUAUCGUCUAUGAACAAGACAGAAUUAUUAAAUAAAAUUAGCGAAUAUGAGAAACUAAAACAGGAAAAGUUUUCAGAAUUGUCCCAGUUGGUUAGUAUUAUUGAAAAGGAAAAAGAUGAAGCACUUGACAAUUUUAAUAGAGAAACUGAAUCCAUGUUACGUGGGUAUACAAAUGAACGGGAUAUAUUAGGUUUUGUUGCAAGAAGAAACAAACAUAAGGAACAAAUUAAACAAUCAUUUAUGAAUGAAUUGAAUCAUCAAUUUAGUGAAUCUGAUCGAGAAUUACAAUCUAUUCAAAAUUCAAUUAAAGAAAUGAAUGACAUGCUUGAAAGACACAGUUAUGAUAAAGAAAAUUAUCAUUCUUUACAACGAGCAAUAGAAAUGCCUAUUCAACAACAAGAACAACGUCCACAUGAUCCAUUGAUAGAGUUUAGAAAUCCAGGCAUCAGUCAGAAUAGAAAGAACCCGUUAGAAAUGGGGUUUAAUACAAAGAGACAGAAAAUUUCUAAUGAUAUGUUUAAAUUUCUGUGA